GCUCUUAUUGAUCAACAAUGGCGAAAGAGACAGUGUGUGUAACCGGAGCUAAUGGUUUCAUCGGAUCUUGGAUAAUCCGAACGUUAAUUGAGAAAGGUUAUACCAAUAUCCACGCUUCGAUUUACCCAGGAUCCGACCCGACUCAUCUUCUGAAACUACCCGGAUCCGAUUCUAAGAUCAAGAUCUUUGAAGCGGAUCUCUUAGACUCUGAUGCAAUCUCCAGAGCUAUUGAUGGAUGUAAGGGAGUGUUCCACGUGGCGUCACCUUGUACGUUGGAUCCACCGGUUAAUCCAGAGAAGGAGCUGGUUGAACCGGCGGUUAAGGGAACGAUCAAUGUGUUGGAAGCAGCUAAAAGGUUUAAUGUGAGACGCGUGAUGAUCACGUCAUCUAUCUCCGCCUUGGUUCCUAACCCUAAUUGGCCGGAGGGAGUGCCCGUCGAUGAGUCGUCGUGGACCGAUCUCGAUUUUUGCAAGUCGAUUCAGAAAUGGUAUCCAAUUUCGAAGACAUUAGCUGAGAAAGCAGCUUGGGAAUUUUCGGAGAAGCAUGGAACCAACAUUGUGACGAUUCAUCCAUCAACAUGUCUCGGACCGCUUCUGCAACCGAACCUAAACGCAAGCUGUGCUGUUCUGCUACAGCUCUUACAAGGCUCGACAGAGACGCAAGAGUAUCACUGGCUUGGUGUGGUACAUGUGAGGGAUGUGGCUAAAGGUCAUGUGAUGUUAUUCGAAACACCGGAAGCUUCUGGUCGGUUUUUAUGUACUAAUGGGAUUUAUCAGUUCAGUGAGUUUGCUGCUCUUGUGUCCAAGCUCUUCCCUGAGUUUGCUGUUCACAGGUUUGAUAAAGAGACUCAACCUGGGCUUACGUCGUGUAAUGAUGCGGCUAAGAGAUUGAUGAAACUCGGGUUAGUUUUUACUGCGGUUGAAGAAACGGUUAAGGAGACGGUCCAGAGUCUUAGAGACAAAGGCUUCCUCUGAGAAUGUAUAAGAUAGCUUUGCAAAUUUCA
Molecule: messenger RNA, 1003 nt
Organism: Arabidopsis arenosa
Lineage: Eukaryota; Viridiplantae; Streptophyta; Magnoliopsida; Brassicales; Brassicaceae
Source: the annotation of a GenBank genome assembly